ACGUGCAAUUAGUUCGCAAUUUCGGGGGUGUACGUAAGGUCUUCUGCAGCAGAGCGCUGGAGCAAGAGCGCUAGUACUGUAGGACAACCGGCUGGUAACCUUGCCAAGUUGGCUACUCAGGAUUGAGAGGGCAUAGAGGCAUAUUCCUGGCAGGCUGCGGGAAAAGCACUUUCAAUCUGGGAAGUCUGUGUGGACGUGAUGAGUUCCUCUGUAAGCCCCUCCCACCUGGCACCGCCCAGCGAUGUGGUGCCGCUACUGAACUCCGUGAUAGACGUCUGUUUGGUGUACGGAGUUGAUGAGACAAGUUCUAGAGAGAUUCCUGUGACAGAGGAGGGGGACAUCAACUCUGUGUACCAGAGUCUUCUGGAGAGGGAGAUCAAACUCCACUUCCUCCAGAUUCUUACCCCGGGGGCCGUCUAUCCCGACCGGGUCUCCAGACCCAAUAUUUGGCCCCCGGGGGGCACCUCCUCCCCCGACCAGGGGGGCAGUGUGGAGGGAGAUGUGGAGAGCAGUAUUCAUACCACACAUUCCAAGAGGUUCAAGAUGAACAAGGGAGGGUUGCCGUGGGAGACGGUGGAGACCGUCCACUGGUUCAUGUAUCCAGAGGGUCCACAGCUGUCUAGUGAGGACAUUGAGCCAUCCAUCAUCCCCAUGCUCUUCACCAACAUCGAGGGCACCAGGUCUUACGCCUCGGGCCUCAGGUUCUGCCGGCCUUUCUUCAUCCAGAAGGUUGGACGGCAGUAACUUCUACAACAUCAUCUCCUGGGAGUCAGGGAAACAACCUCCACCCAACAGUAAACUGGUGUACCUGCCGACAUGUGUGGUUCUGGUCUCGAAGUCUCCUCACUUCCAGUUUCAGAAAGACGCUCUCUCGGGGUUCCAUCGGAGGUGGUGUGAGCAAGAAGAGAGCUCCAUGGGGUUCUGGCAGUGUGUCCAGAGAUUCACAGAGAGACUGUUCCUCGUUCCAGCCCCACCCCCCGGCCUCCUCUCCGUGGAAUGUCUUCUUCCAGGAUUCACAUCUAGUCUUGUCAUUAGACCUCCACGCAGAGCAAUUUACCCAGACAUCCGCCUCCACUACCCGUUCAUCUGCCUGUCUCUGGACAACGUUCUGAAGGUUAUGGCUGCCCUCCUCACUGAGCAGAGGAUCAUCUUCAUCUCUUCCCUCUAUCCAAUGCUUACCUACGUCAUCCAGUGCUUUCUCCACUAUAUCUACCCGUUUGACUGGCGGCUCCCUUGUGUUCCCAUACUCCCGUUCCUACAAAUUGACUACCUGGACGCCGUGGGCAGCAACAUCAUGGGUUGCCAUGCCAACAUGUCCAGGACUCUCGAGUUUCAGAGUAUGGAGGAUGUGGUGAUAGUUGAUCUGGACUCCGACCUGGUCACCUGUAAACUGAAAGAGCCUCUUUCUCUCCCCUCCCUCCCCUAUAACCCCACCAAGACCUUCUGCAGCAGAUACGAACAAUUGGUGAAGGCAAAUUUUGAGGUCGAACAACUGAGAAAACUGUCUCACAUGUCAUCAGACGACCUCCUCAGAGAGAAGACAGAGUUUGAACAGCACUACGACAGCUGCCUCUCAGCCAUGUUCCUGGAGCUCAUGGUCAACAUCUACUAUGAGGUGACGGAGAGACUGGUAGAGAGCAGAGUGAAGUUUGACGAAACAGUCAGAGAUAUGCCACUGGAGGACCAGGCCUUCUACAAACAUGCCAAUCAUACUGAGAUGUUUUCAGCUUUCUACCAAUCAAGAAGACAGAGAGUGAGGGAUGACUUCACUCUUCUGGCCGAACGGAUCAAACGCAGCCAUCGGAAAUCUAUAGACAUGACUGAUGAUCUCAACAGUGUCUUUGUGGCAUACAGCACUGCCCAAACCCCAGGCCACACCCCCUUGAGGCCGGUGUUGAGUGCGGGAGUUGUCUACAGCAUGGCACCACUCUUCUCCAUCCUCUCUCCUCGGAGACCUGCCCAAACCUCAGUGAAAAACUCGGUCAACCAUCCUCCUACCACUCCUGCUGGAACAACUGGCACAUGUAACUGUUCCGGUUAGAGUCAAAUUUUGUCUUAUAAUCAAUUAUGGCACCUUUUACAAACUCCGUGGUUUAACUAUCUGAACAUUUUUAUGCAUGAAAUUGUCGUCGGCAACGAAAAAGUGGAAGUUUUUCGCCGUCAAAAGAUGUGCAUAGUGUACAAGUAAUUACGCUGCCAAUAGGAUCUCCAUUCUUCAGUGUUUUGAAGCUCCCUCUUCUUUCCUCUCCUUUUCGUCAGGGUUAGAGGAGUCAAUGAGAGUCUCUCCUCCCAUCCCUCCCUCCUCCCUCUCCUUCUUCUCCCCCUCCCUCUCCCCCUCCUCUGAGAUGGUGACUGUUCAACUACCUUCUCUGCCGGGAGACUCCUUCGCCAGAGAGUCAUUCAUUGCUGAUGCUUCUUCAGCUCUCUCAGACCUAACAGACAACAAGAGUAUCCAGGCUCAGUGUAUGUAUCUCCUGGCAUUCUACCAGAUCUGCCAAGGGAACAUCAUACAAGCCAUGGAUGAUCUCUAUGACAACCUGCCUAAACUGGAGAUCAAACUAAGACCUUCCCCGAGUCUGACGCAGAGGAUCCUGUCUCUACUGUCAGACGACCAGCUGACGGAAGUGAAGAAGAGAUCUACUACCAGUACAUCGUCCCCGUCAAGAAGAAGGCAGCAGCAAUGAAGAGACAUGCAACUAACGCCAUGGGCUCCAGAGCUUCUUACAAUUUGGACAGGAAACUACCAACCAAACCACUCAGUAACACAGAGUUCAACAAGCUGGUGAGAGAGAACGCUAUAGCGACAGACGCUGAGUCGGCAGACAACCUCUUCAAGAUUCUCUCUCAAACCAGAGCUAGUAUCAGUCCGCAGACAUUUGUUCCUUUCUACGACUCAUGGAAACUGGUACAGCAGGUGUGUCUGAGCAUGGAUCUGAUGGGGUUCGAACUGGAGAAGGGGGACAAGGAGAAGACAGGAGAGAGGGUCAUAGCUGUGGGAGAAACGGCCCGUACUCCCUAUGGCGGACAGAACCAGCUGGUCCUCACCACAUACAGGUUUCUGGCGGUGACAAACUUCAGGACCCAUGUCCUGGCGGACCUGAGACGGAACCUGAGGAUAGAAAAGUCGGACCUUCCGCUGGGGAUCCUCCCCGGCUCCAAGAUGCCCGGGAUAACCAUCGUCUACGACAGCAGAGAGGAGCCACGCGAGGAGAAGACUGUCACUGAGAGGGUAACGGCACGACUGAUCCGCAACAAGCACCACAGCCUGGCAAAUACGGACUCGUACGCCGGGUUUGAAGAUGUGGUGGACAGAGACCACUGGUACCCCAUGCUGCUGGAGGUUCAGCGAGGUUGGAGGGUGGCGCAGGCAAGGAAAGACCCUGGGGUAAUGGAGACCGCCAUGUGCCACGUCGUUCUGCUGGACGCCAUCGUCGGCAGUGGGCUGCUGGACAGAUUGAAUCACACGCAGAGAGGGAAAUGCAUGAUGAAACUGAUGACUCUACAGACGAAGGACGUGUCAGAGGUCACGCAGUUCACGGUGGAAGCCCUCCAGUACCGCAUCAACCCCUGUCUCCACGAGACGCAGCGCCAGACGGUGGAAUCCCUCCUCUACAUCCCGCCCCUCGACCCCCUGGAGGCGGGGCUUGGGAAACUGUGGCUGGGGCUCGGCAACGGGUGUCUUAAGGUGUACGACAUGGACGAGAAGUGCUUCGAGUCUAACAUCAAGAUCUCCGAUGCAAAGGGGAAGAGUCUCAGAUUGUCGUGUCUGCUGCUGGUAAACCACACGGUGUGGGUUGCCUCAUUCUUCAGUAAGAACAUCCACAUACUGGAUGCCGAGACUGUCUGCCAUGUGUCUCAGGUGUCCUACCUGGAGGAGGCCCCGAGGGACCUCUGUCUGUCAGACCAGAUCUGCCACUGCAGCACAGCUGGACCCCAAGUCUGGUGUCUCCUGGUCAACGGGACCCUCCUCGCCUUUGACCCCGACACACGCACCAGGACCUGCAAGAUGCAGGUCCCGAUAUCGGACGACAGCGCCUUCUUCACCGUGACAUGUUUCACGAUAUGGAGGAGCACUCUGUGGGUGGGCACUAAUAGGGGUACCAUCGCUGUAAUCGACGCCAACGACGGGAGGUGUGUGCACGAGAUAUUCUUCCCCGGAGGACGGCGGAAACAAGUGGAGAUAAAGCAUUUGGCUCUCUCCAGCGAGAAUGAGAUCUGGUGCAGUGUCAACUCGACUCCUCGCAGCAAAGACUCGACGUUCCUGACUGUCUUUGACGCGGCCACUCACGAGAAGAAGCUGCACUACACUGACCUGGAGUCCAGAGUGGCCGUCAUUCUACCUGUCCACACCUCCAUGUGGUGUGGAACUAAGGGCGGAAAGAUUCUCAUAUUCAACUCUAAGAACUACUCGACUGGAGAAACAUCACAGCUGUCAGCUCAUGAGGACAUUAUUCGGACAAUGACAGUGGCUGAUAGGUACGUAGUCAGUGGGAGUGGCUCUAAUGAUGGAUACGCAGCUGUCUGGCGAGCCGUGUCCUCAUAGACCACACCCACCUUUUUUAUUAGUUUUUGAUACUCUAUAUAUCAUCAAAUGUAUCUGUUUGUUUCGGUAAAACAAUGUAUGAGGAAUUUUAAAGACUUAGAAUUUAGCGGCUGCACAGCUCGAAUAAGGAAUUUGUAUAUACACUAGAAAGUAGAAGUUCUCUAACACACUAUAAUGACCAGUGCAGUAUUACAAUGUAUGACUAGUAACAGGACUAUAGAGAGACUGACACCAGAUCUGAGGAGAGACAUGGCCAAUAGCUCUGCAGACGUAUAUACCUACCACAAUCGAUUUGCUGAACUUUUUAUAUAUACCUCAGCUUCCUCCA
Geodia barretti is the source of this 4871-nucleotide messenger RNA. The record is from the annotation of a GenBank genome assembly. Lineage: Eukaryota; Metazoa; Porifera; Demospongiae; Tetractinellida; Geodiidae.